This is a messenger RNA of Syzygium oleosum, 966 nucleotides long. RefSeq names its product protein GAST1-like. Bases 315 to 665 code for a protein of 116 amino acids. The transcript has 4 exons. NCBI's taxonomy places the organism in Eukaryota, Viridiplantae, Streptophyta, Magnoliopsida, Myrtales, Myrtaceae. The record is from RefSeq and is a predicted model, not a curated record.
GGAAUAAACUAAACCUCAAGGAGCUUCCUAGGGCAGAAAUGUGAUUAAGGAACAAUUCAGCUGACUCAUGCACUUAGGCGAAUAAAUUAAUGUCAUGUGCCAAGAGGGAGGAUUUUUGUUAGCAGUUGCAGACAGAUGACUGUAAACAAUGCUGUUGGGAGCAACUGUAAAUUCUCAAUAAAGUGGAGACAGCAACACCAACAGUACCAGCCAAGCAUGCCUAUAAAUACCCUCGUUCCCUUUCUCUAAUGUAUCAUCAUCCUUCUCCGUCUUCUGCUUCUACUUUCUCUCUGUACAAUCUCUAACCUAAAGCAAUGGCUAAAGCUCAAAGCAUCCUCCUCCUGAGCAUUGCACUCCUGCUUGUUCUAGCACAAGAAAAUGAGGUCUUUGGCUUCAAGGACUUUGCUCCAGAGUUUGACGUACAAGCAAGCCGAGGCAGCCAUCAGAUGUCUGGUACCACUCAAGGCAGUCUUAAGCCACAAGAUUGCGGUCCGAGAUGCAAGUCUAGAUGCUCGGCGACAUCGUACAAGAAGCCGUGCUUGUUCUUCUGCCAAAAAUGCUGUGCCAAAUGCUUGUGUGUUCCUGCUGGAACCUAUGGGAAUAAGCAAACUUGCCCUUGCUAUAACAACUGGAAGACAAAGAGAGGAGGCCCGAAAUGUCCCUGAACAUUACAUUUUCCUUCGAUAUAUUCCUAACCAAUCAUUUUGGUAAUUCCAAGUAACCGGCCACGGCCACAAUUAGGGAGAAGAACAAGAAGAAGAAAGGCAGAGCUACGUUGCCUUUGUGCUCUUUAAUUCAUUCCAAGUUGUAUGUGCCCAAGUUUCUCAGAAGUACUACUAGUCUAUUUCUGCAGUUGACAUCUCCUACUUUUGAGUCCUUAGAGGUUAGAUUUAACAUGAAUCUUGCCUGAGUUAUGAUAUGUUUGUUGUUUGUGUUCCGUCAAUAUCAAAACCAGCUUUCAGAAUA